Messenger RNA from Clunio marinus, 1708 nucleotides. The record is from the annotation of a GenBank genome assembly. NCBI's taxonomy places the organism in Eukaryota, Metazoa, Arthropoda, Insecta, Diptera, Chironomidae.
GUCAUCUCUCAGAUUUCGUUUCAAGCAGACCAACCAUAAGAGAUAAUUAUGGGAUUUAUCGCGUAUUUUUUUGUGGUUGUCAUAAUUAUUGUUGUGUGGUACCAAACAAAAUACCUUCGAAGGAGUUGUUUACUCCAAAAAAUUCCAGCUUUUAGAUCUUAUCCGGUUAUUGGCAGUAGUUUAUCGUUUAUUGGGAAAUCCGCAGUUGAUAUAUUUAAAGUUGUUGAAGAUGCUUCAAAGUUAGGGCCAAUUUUUCGUUUUGAUUUCUCACCUUUCAAAAGUUUAAUUAUCUGCAAUGAUCCGAAAGUUGUUGAAGGAAUUCUCUCAAGUCAGGAGCUCAUCGUGAAGUCGUAUCAAUAUGACUAUAUGAAAGACUGGUUAAGUGAUGGUCUUUUAUUAUCAACCGGGAGGAAAUGGCAUCAAAGACGAAAAAUUAUUACACCAACUUUCCACUUUAAUAUUCUUCAACAAUUCGCCGACAUUAUGGAUCGUCAUGGAAAGAUAUUCGUAUCUAAUUUAAAAAAGUUUGAAGGUCAAGAAAUUGACUUUUUCUCUCCGGUGUCGCUCUACGCACUCGACGUUAUUUGUGAAUCAGCGAUGGGAUGCAAAGUAAACGCGCAAGAAGACUCCGAAUCGGAAUAUGUAAAAGCUGUUAAAGAAAUUUCGAAUAUAAUUUUUUUACGGAUGUUUGAUUCUCUCAAACAAUUCCAAUUCAUAUACCAAUUCACUAAAAUGUACCAACGAGAACAAAAAGCACUAAAACUUCUUCAUGAUUUUACUGAUUCUGUGAUUGUUUCACGACGGAAAGAAUUAGAAAGUACAAGUCAUGCAGAUAAUAAUGAAAAUGACUUUGGCAUCAAGAAGCGAACAGCUUUCCUUGACCUCAUGUUGCAAUCAACCAUCGAUGGAAAUCCUUUAACCAAUUCCGAUAUUCGUGAAGAAGUUGACACUUUUAUGUUCGAGGGUCACGACACAACAAAAAGCGGAAUUUGUUUCACAUUCUACAAUCUGGCAAAGUAUCCUGAAAUUCAAGAAAAGGUUUUCGAUGAAUGCAGAACAAUUCUUGGAGAUGAUACACAACAAUCAGUGACAAUGCAAGAACUCAAUAAUUUACAUUAUCUUGAACUGGUUAUCAAAGAAACGCUCAGAUUGUAUCCGUCAGUUCCAUUCUUUGGACGAGACAUCAAGGAAGAAGUUUCCGUUGGAGGCAUAACUGUUCCAGAAAAGGUCGCAAUAACAAUUUCGCCGUAUUUGUUGGGAAGAAAUCCGAAAAUUUUUUCAGAUCCAUUGAAGUUCGACCCACUGAGAUUUGAAGCAGAAACCAACAAUGAAAAGAACAAUCCUUACGCUUAUGUUCCUUUCAGUGCUGGUCCAAGAAAUUGUAUCGGUCAAAAGUUUGCGAUGUUGGAAAUGAAAAGCAUCAUCUCAAAAGUGAUUAGAAAUUUCAAGCUUUCAAUAUCCAAAGACAAUGAAGACCUGAAAUUAAUUGCUGAGCUGAUCUUAAGACCUGAGAAUGGAAUUGUGUUGAGAGUGCAAAAUCGAUUUGAUUAAAUGCCACAAAGUGAGUCAAUUUAUUUUGUCAAUCUUUGAGUCAAUAUUUGUUUAUUAAUCUAAACAAUGGCUACAAUAUUUAAUUUAAUGUACAACUUUUAAUAGUUUUAUUGGUGUAAAUAUAAUAAAAGGUGAAAGAUGACAUUUAAUAAUUUUG